AUGUUCACCAUCCACUGCGAAUCGGAAGUGGCUAUGGAAGGGAGGAGCGAAUUGAUCCACGGUCUCCAAUUCUUUCGCCACCCAGAUUCAGCUUUUCAUACCGUCAGAAACACGCCGGCACAAGCAACACCAACUUUGACACAUUCCCCACGACGAUCAACAAGGUCUACUAGCCUCAACACGCCUCCGGACCCCGUCAAGGCGGACUCGGUUAUCAGCAGUCCGGUUCAUGCCCAUCACUUGUCCCAUCGACUUUCUCAGUUUCAACUUGGUAGUGUAGCUGGUCAAAACACUAUCGGGGGCUCUGCACUGUAUCAUCCGACAUACAUGGAGAAAAUCCGCAAUCCUGAACUCGAUAUUGAUCCCUCUGGCCCGUCCGAUAGAUUAGCAGCAGCCCCUCCCAGACUGCCCGCUAUGGUGGAAUCUGUCUCCCAAAUCUCACCAUUUCAGCCAUUCGAGCUCACCGAAUUCCCUUCUUCAGACAUACCACAUCCUUCGCCAGUCCUCCGACCACCGCCCAAGUCAGCGAUGCAAACAGUGAAGAUAACCAAGUACCUCUGUCCAGGCUAUCUGUGGGAUUUCUGGCUAGGAAAGCACUCUCAAUAUGGCGAAGUCGUUGUCAAGCUCGUAUAUCUACCCGAUUAUCCUUGCAACAACCCCGAAUUCGACGACUAUGUUCCUGAUGAACAAGUAGUCAAAGAAGCCCUUAAAGAGGAAGACACGUACUUGGGUCCACUCGCUGAUCUGCAAGGUGAAGUGGUCCCACGAUAUUAUGGGAUGUACCAUUCGGUCCCGGAUGGUGAACACAUUGCGAUAAUGUUGGAAUACAUCGAACAACCUACGGGUGGAGAACCGCGUCUGGCGGAAGAAGAACGGAAACAUAGGCUGUAUUCAGCAUACGAGCGAUUACAUUUCCGUGGCGUACUUCACCGUGAUAUAGAUUUCCGACACAUCUUAAUGAAUAAAAGGGAUAUGACAUUCAGAUUGGUCAGUUUCCGUCGAUCUUGUCGGAAAUCCCUCAAGAACGAAGAUGAUGUUGCUAGUUUGAUGAGUGAAUACGUAGUAGUGAGGGUCAGCAUCGGCUGGGAGAGGGACGAGGAUAUCGCCAAUGGGGACAUCCCAUCAUGCUAUACCUCACGAUUGGCCGAUCCAGCAGCAUUCUUGGCGGAACUGCAAGCUGCACAUGAAGUACCGCUAGAUGAUUGGAUUGUGGAACAUAAUAGGAAACUGAGCGAAGGUAUCUCCACCUUCUGA
Kwoniella botswanensis is the source of this 1254-nucleotide messenger RNA. RefSeq lists its product as uncharacterized. The coding region runs from base 1 to 1254 and encodes 417 amino acids. The record is from RefSeq and is a predicted model, not a curated record. NCBI's taxonomy places the organism in Eukaryota, Fungi, Basidiomycota, Tremellomycetes, Tremellales, Cryptococcaceae. The transcript has 3 exons.